AUGAAUUAAAUUUUGUAAAUACCUCCAAAGUAUUAUGCAAAUUUCAAUAAGAGUCAACCAAAGGAAUAUUGGGAUUAUGAUAAUUUUGAGAAUGAAUGGGGAGUAUAAACAAAAUAAUUAAUAUUUAUAGGAUAGUGAUUAAUAUGAAGUGAUAAGGAAGAUAGGAAGAGGGAAAUAUUCAGAUGUAUAUGAAGGAAUCAAAUAUCCAUAAGGGACAAGAGUAGUAAUAAAAGUGUUGAAACCAGUGAAGAAAUAGAAAAUAAAAAGAGAAACUAAAAUAUUACUCACAAUUAGAGGUCAUCCAAAUGUUAUAGAAUUGUCAGACAUUGUUAGAGAUCCAUCAUCUAAAACACCAUGUUUGAUUUUUGAUUACAUUGAUCAUGUUGAUUUUAGAAGUUUGUUCCCUAAAUUAACUGAUAUUGAAAUAAGAUUCUAUCUUUUCGAAUUAAUUAAAGCCUUAGAUUAUUGUCAUUCAAAAGGUAUAAUGCAUAGAGAUGUAAAACCAUAAAAUAUAAUUGUGGAUCCAAAAAAAAAAUUGUUAAAAUUACUUGAUUUUGGUUUGGCUGAAUAUUAUCAUCCAGGAUAAGAUUAUAAUGUUAGAGUAGCUUCACGUUAUUUUAAAGGACCAGAAUUAUUAGUUGAUAAUGUAUAUUAUGAUUAUUCAUUGGAUAUAUGGAGUACUGGAGCAAUGAUGGCAUCUAUGGUAUCUAAUUAACAUAAUCUUAGAUCUUUAAAAAAGAACCAUUUUUUUAAGGAUAAGAUAAUUAUGACUAAUUAGUUGUGAUUUCUAAAGUUUUAGGAACUGAAGAAUUAUAAGCUUAUAUUAAGAAAUAUAGAAUUAGAUUAGAUCCUGUAUUAGAAUCUAAAUUAGGAAAGUAAAUUAAUUAUAUCUAAUAUAUUAGUUAUCCAAAGAAAGAAUGGGUUAAAUUUAUUAAUGCAGAAAAUAAACAUUUAUGUAGUGAUGAGGCUAUUGAUAUACUCUCAAGAAUGCUUGUUUAUGAUCAUGUAAAACUAUUCUUUUAUUUCAGGCCCUUAGAAUCACACCAAAAGAUGCAAUGGAUCAUCCAUAUUUUUUACCUGUCAAAGGUAAAUGAUU
Molecule: messenger RNA, 1096 nt
Organism: Paramecium pentaurelia
Lineage: Eukaryota; Ciliophora; Oligohymenophorea; Peniculida; Parameciidae
Source: the annotation of a GenBank genome assembly